Parus major (Great Tit) is the source of this 1711-nucleotide messenger RNA. It is a transcript of the gene C8H1orf52, whose product is annotated as chromosome 8 C1orf52 homolog. Lineage: Eukaryota; Metazoa; Chordata; Aves; Passeriformes; Paridae. The transcript has 3 exons. The record is from RefSeq and is a predicted model, not a curated record. Bases 71 to 625 code for a protein of 184 amino acids.
GGAGCAGCCGCGGCCCGGAACCCUCGGCGCGGGCGCGGUUUCCGCGGGCGGUGCGAGGCGCGGCCCCGCCAUGGCGGCGGAGGGGGAGGACCCGCUGGGCUAUUUCGCGGCCUACGGCAGCUCCAGCUCCGACUCGGAGCCCGAAGAGCCCCAGCCCGACGAGCACCCGCCGGGAGCCGGCGCGGCCUCGGGGGGCAGCCCGGGGCGGCCGCGGCUGCCGCCGCCCGACGAGCUCUUCCGUCGGGUGUCGCAGCCGCCCGCCUUCCUCUACAACCCUCUCAACAAGGAGAUCGACUGGGAGAGCCGCGUCCUGCGGGCGCCCGAGGAGCCCCCCAGGGAGUUCAAGGUGUGGAGGAGCAACGCCGUGCCCCCGCCGGAGACCUACAGCCCGCCCGAGAAGCCGCCGCCGCCGGCUCCCGCCCUCGACAUGGCCAUAAAGUGGUCCAACAUCUACGAGGACAAUGGUGACGACGCGCCCCGCCAGGCCGGCAAAGCCAAGUUCCUGCCGGACGAGGAGCAGGAGCUCCUGGAGUCGGAUGGUGAAAAAGAUGAUGAACCAGCUUCUGCUAAGAAACGUAAAGUAGAGUCUGGAGAGCAGGCGAAGAAGAAGAAGAAGAAGGUAUAAGCAGGCCAUUUUGGAUUUAGACAUAAAGAGAAUUUCAAGGAGCUCGGAUUCCUCUGCUGGAAUGGGAAACAAAUACAUGUUUACUGCAUUUCUCCCUCGUAUUGGGUAGGGAAUUUUUUUUUCUGUAGUAUGCUUGCCUUUUGGAAAGCACAAAUUUAAACGGACGGUGUUGUGGUAGAACUUGUUUACUGAACAAAAUUUAAACCUGUUUAUUUGAAACAAGGAUUUAGAAGAGAGAUCCAUUGCCAUGGAUACUUGUGCUUAUGCAGGUUACAGGGCCUCACAAUCUUUUGUUUAUCAAGAAACCUGGUAACAUGCGUUUUUCUGGACUGACUUUUCCAUUGUGUCAAAACCUUUUAUAAAGGAGUAUGUACUAAAGAUUUUUUAGGUACCAGUCUGUGAUAUGUUCACAUAAUGUUGUUUUUAAAUAUAUGUAUAAACUGCAGAUAGUCACUGGAAUAAAACUACAUUUGAAAACAUCUGUGAUAUAAAUAUUGCAUUGCAUGCUUGGUGAACAGGAGCCAUGACUUCUGUUUUAUAUGCCAUUCACUGAUGUGACUUAACAGAUUCCUCAGGGCUUUUUUGUUUAAAUAAAUACACAACUACAAACUGAAAAAAAAAAUGGACCUAAAAAUGGAGUUUAAUGUUUUAUUUAUUUAUUUAUUUAUUUAUUUAUUUAUUUAUUUAUUUAUUUAGAUGUUAUGGUAUUUUCAUCAGUGAAACAUGAGACUAACUGAUGGAGGGAGAAUUGAAGCAUGUAAUGUAUUCUUCCUGAAACAGAAAAUAGAAUCAAGAUAUUUAUGUAGACAAAAAUUGUGACAAAGCUGUGAUAGAGUCUUUGCUGCCAAAUUGUAUUUAUUUCAGUACAAAUGGUAGUGUUCUCAAAGUGCUAGUCAGUAUAUGUUGCAUUUGUGGUAUGGUGCUGAAUGGGUUUUUGGGUCUGUAUAUGAAAAGGUACCAGCUUGUACUGGAUUGAAGUAAAGGUUGGUGUAUAUUUUCAGAUAAAGAUUCUGUGCCUUAGAAAAUCUGCAGUGAGAUUAGCACCUACAAAUAGAGAUAUAUGUAAUUAAAUUGUAAUGUAAAAAU